Messenger RNA from Centruroides sculpturatus (bark scorpion), 606 nucleotides. RefSeq lists its product as uncharacterized. The transcript has 4 exons. The coding region runs from base 15 to 503 and encodes 162 amino acids. Lineage: Eukaryota; Metazoa; Arthropoda; Arachnida; Scorpiones; Buthidae. The record is from RefSeq and is a predicted model, not a curated record.
AGUUGCAAUGUUUGAUGAUUCGUCACGAAGAACUCUGUGUAAUCGUCGAUCAAUUAAACACCAGAUUCAGUUAUCUUUUAAUGAGUAUUUAUGUUGCCAUCAUUUUCACCACAAGUUUUAUUUACUAUUCAUUCUUAUAUCUCGAUGUAAACGAUACAUUUCGUUUCGCAUUGCUGGCAGCACUCGUCUUAUUCGUUUUCGUCUCUAUCAUUACUUCCUUAUUAUUCUGCACCUUUGCAUUCAAUAUGCGAAAUGCCUUUCAGGAUAUCCGACAAUUUGCUAUCUGCAAUUUCUGUAUGGAAGAAAAAUUGAAAAUUCUAAAUUUUAUGAAAAGAUUUGGGAAAGUUUCUUUGUGUCUGACUAUUGGAGGAAUUUAUCCUGUGACAAAGCGAAUUCCUUUCAAAGUUGCAAGUAAUUUGAAUUCAUUUUUUUCGGCAUUUAUGAAACUUAGAGGUAUCUCGAAGCAAGAAAGUAAAUGUUCUAACGUAACAAAAUGGCACUAAUCUGGUAAAAGCUUGCAUUCUGUAAAUUUAAUGUCCAAUAAAACUCUGUCUGUAUGAGAGAAAAAUUAAGGUGAAAGCUUAGAAAUUACAUCGACAUUCUAAA